AUGAAAAUUUUACGCGAUGACACGAAUCGAGGCACAACAACUGCUACUUUAAAAAGAACAAAUAAAACUCAUGUACCGAGCGCUUGCAUAAAUUGUAAAAGAGCUCAUCUUGCUUGUGAUGUUGCAAGACCAUGUAAAAGAUGUGUAGCAUUAGGCAAGGUUGAUUCUUGCAUUGACAUAAAACACAAGAAACGUGGUCGUCCAAAAUUAAAAGAUAAAAAACCUCAUCCAUAUAGCACUCAUCCAACUGCUGAUGCAAGUAAUAGUGUUAACUCCACUUCUAAUUCAAAUUUACAAUAUUAUCCAUCAUCUACAACAUCGGCAAUGUAUAAAGAUAAUAAUCUAUAUCAUCCAUAUCAUAAAUUUGUUAAAAGCGAUGAUGUAUUCUUCUCUCAAGCUAAAGAUCUUCAUUGUCCUGCUCUCGGUGACACUAUAAUAGAGGUUGCUGACAUGAUUCAUUUGAAACAAAGAAAUUGCCAACAUGAUCUUUAUAAUGUCAGGAUGUAUCUUGGCGGUGGUUUGGGUGCUGAGUUGUUAAGAAAAGAUACUUGGAAUAAAUUUUAUGUCGUGGCUUCUUUCACUCGCUGA
This is a messenger RNA of Entrophospora sp. SA101, 588 nucleotides long. The record is from the annotation of a GenBank genome assembly. NCBI's taxonomy places the organism in Eukaryota, Fungi, Glomeromycota, Glomeromycetes, Entrophosporales, Entrophosporaceae.